Exophiala bonariae is the source of this 1902-nucleotide messenger RNA. RefSeq lists its product as uncharacterized. NCBI's taxonomy places the organism in Eukaryota, Fungi, Ascomycota, Eurotiomycetes, Chaetothyriales, Herpotrichiellaceae. The record is from RefSeq and is a predicted model, not a curated record. Gene Ontology annotation, biological process: mitochondrial large ribosomal subunit assembly. The coding region runs from base 1 to 1902 and encodes 633 amino acids. Gene Ontology annotation, cellular component: mitochondrion. Gene Ontology annotation, molecular function: ATP binding; nucleic acid binding. The transcript has a single exon.
AUGGCUUCGGCCAUGCGCCAGCGACGCACACCAGCCCGAAUGACCCUUUCUCAAGACGUCGAUCGAUCGGCCUUGGAAAGCAAGAAAUCUAAACCCACAGCUGGGCCCUUUGCUGGUAUGAACCAGACGGUUGCACAUGUUCGGCACCGGCGACCAGACCAGCGAAUUCUCUCAAGGGGGAGACGAUCCAUAGACGAAAAGAUCGCAGUCAGUCCCAGAGCCAGACCUGCUAGACCAGUCACUUCCGUCGAAGCCACAGCCGACUCCACAGCUCCCGCCGAUACUGAUGCAGAUGCAACGUCCGAGCGACCUCUGCGGAAGAAGAAUGUCGACGACCGGCCAUUAUUCCAUGCCUUGAAGAUGCAACAAGCCUUAACACCCCUGUCCUACACUCAAAGAGACGCACUCAAGGCAAAGUUGGAGAGAAUCACCACUUUUGAAGAGCUUGGCUUAAUGCCCCAUGUCACCAACAGUGUGUAUACCCAGGUGAUUCCUCACUUGACCGAAUACAGCCCGACCCCCGUGCAGAAACUCGCAAUCCCGGCGCUGCUCAGUAAAAAGGGGGCCUACGAGAAGGAGCAAAAAAGAAAAGUUGACGGGAAACCCCGCUUCGACAAGUUUCUUCUUGCUGCGGAGACCGGUUCAGGCAAGACCCUAGCAUAUCUAUUACCCGUCAUUGAUGCCGUCAAGCGACAGGAAGAGCUUGAUCGCAUCGAAGAGGAUGAACGUGCAGAGCGCGAGGCUGAGGAAAAGAAACAACAAGCACAGAACAACAUUUUUGCUGCUGACCCCUCGGAGACGGAGGGGAGAUUCAAGUCUAAUCCAAACAUGGGUCGCCCACGAGCGCUGAUCCUUCUUCCAUCCUCUGAACUGGUCUCCCAAGUGGGAAAAGUGGUCAAGCUACUCGGCCACACCAUCAAAUAUAGGUCGGCCAAACUAUCUUCCAACGAUUCUCCGACUGUUAUUGGGAACUCUCUCUUCAACCCGAAUGGCAUCGACAUUGUUGUGUCCACACCUCAUUUAAUCAAAUCCAUUGCUCAGAAGGAGCCGAACAUCCUUUCCCGAGUCCAGUAUCUCGUCCUAGACGAAGCAGAUUCUCUCCUUGAUCGAUCGUUCUCCGAGACCAGUAUCGCUAUCAUUGAACGAUCAGCCCCGUCAUUAAAACAGCUUAUCCUCUGCAGUGCAACCAUCCCCAACAGCCUUGAUCGAUUCAUUGACAAGCACUUCCCAGAUACAAAACGUAUUGUAACGCCAAAAUUGCACACUAUUCCUCGUCGAGUCGUAUUAGGGGCCGUUGAUAUCGAUAAAGACCCAUAUCGUGGUUCCCGUGAUCUGGCCUGUGCCGAUAUAAUAUGGCAGCUUGGCAAAGCUGUACAUGAGGACUCAUUUGCCACGCACACAGUCAAGCACAUUUUGGUUUUUGUUAAUCAGCGUGAGAAAGCCGAAGAGGUGGCAAAAUUCCUGGCGACGAAGGGAAUCGAGGCAGUGGCCUUGACACGCGACACUACGGAACAACGGCAGGCCGAGAUCUUAUCCUCCUUCACAGCGCCCGAUCGAGUGGAAGGCGAAGACAAAGAGCGCCCAAAGAGCAAGAAAUUCUCUAGUUUCAUCCCAUUUGACGAUUCACUACAAAUAACCAAAGAUAGGCCCACUAGACACCUUCCCAAUACCAAAGUGUUGGUAACGACAGACUUAGGCUCUCGUGGUGUCGACACAUUGGCAGUCCGACAUGUGGUACUUUACGAUGUGCCGCACACAACAGUUGAUUUUGUGCACCGUCUGGGCCGUAUGGGUCGGCUGAACCGCCGUGGCCGUGGUGUCGUCCUCAUGGGACGUGAUGACCGCAAAGAUAUAAUCAGAGAGGUUCGGGAGGCGAUGCACAAAGGCCAGGCGUUGAUAUAA